GGAGGAGAAGCGGGACUGAGGCACCGGGCUCGCUGAGCACCGCCUGAGGUUUGCUUCGGCCGCCGCCGCCGCCGCUGCUUUGGGAUUUAAUUUUCUUUCCUCCCCAGGGAAUGGUGUGGUGCUAACAGUGGGUUCCUCCGUUUGCUUCCGCGGAUGCCUCUUGCCUCUGGAGCUGCUUCCAGGGUUUUUGUUUUUCCUUUAAAAAAAAAAGUCUCUACCGGGGAAAGGAUUCGUUUUGGGGUUUUGCCGCCCCACUCCCAAAAGUUACGGUCUUGUUCCGAAAUCCUCUCCUCCUCCUCUUCCUCGCCGCCCUCGGCUCCACGAUGAGCGCCAACAUCGUCUACGAGUGGCUGAAGACCCUGAAGCUCUCGCAGUACGCCGAGUCCUUUGUGGAUAAUGGCUAUGACGACCUGGAGGUGUGCAAGCAGAUCGGGGACCCGGACCUGGAUGCCAUCGGGGUCUCGCUGCCGCAGCACCGGCGCCGGCUCCACGACGCGGUGCAGAGGCUGAAGGAGGAGGACGAGACCACGGCGGGGCUCUACUUCACUUUGGAGCCGCAGCCGCCCAGCUCGCCCUCGCCGGAGAUCUACACCAGCCACCUGGUGGAGCAGUACGAGGCCAAGACCUGGAAGGAGCCGCCCCUUAAGCAUCACCCCCUUCCUCCUCCUCCUCCUCUCCCCACUCCUCGGAGGAACCAGGGCCCCCCCAGGAAAGUGGGGCUCUGCGGCAAGGAGCUGGUUACGUACCCCAGACUCAGACUGAAAAUCAUGAUCAGGGAUAAACUCGUCCGGGACGGCAUCGACCUCAGUAAGCCCCCCUACUCCAACAAGGAUGGGUCAUUGGGCAACAUUGAUGAUCUGGCCCAGCAGUAUGCAGACUACUAUAAUACCUGCUUUACUGAUGUGUGUGAGAGAAUGGAAGAGCUUCGCAAGCGGAGAGUGUCACAAGACCUUGAUAUGGAGAAACCCGAUGCCAGCUCCACAUCCCUACAGCUGCGAUCCCAGAUUGAAGAAUCCCUUGGCUUCAGCAGUGUAGUAUCAACACCAGAAACAGAAAGAAAGUUCUCCCUUCAUAAAUCAAGUUCUGAAGAAAGUGCUGUAGGUAAAGCAGACUGGAAGAAGAAGAAUAAGUAUUUCUGGCAAAACUUCAGAAAGAAUCAGAAAGGACUAAUGAGGCAGUCUUCAAAAGGAGAGGAUGUUGGCUAUGUGGCAAGUGAAAUUACAAUGAGUGAUGAAGAGCGGAUCCAGCUAAUGAUGAUGGUGAAGGAGAAAAUGAUCACUAUUGAGGAAGCUCUUGCAAGGCUUAAGGAAUAUGAGGCUCAACAUCGACAGUCAGGAAGCAUGGACUCUUCUGAAUGGCCUGAUAGUCCUUAUCCAACUUUUGAUGGUUCUUCCAAUUGUAAUUCAAGAGAACAAUCAGAUGAUGAAUCAGAAGAAUCUGUGAAGUUUAAGAGAUUGCACAAGCUGGUCAACUCCACUCGCAGAGUGAGGAAGAAAUUAAUCAGAGUGGAAGAAAUUAAGAAACCCGGCACUGAAGGUGUGGAUGAACAUUCCAUUGACAACUCUCCAGUACCAGACGACAGAUCAGCGCUUUACUCUGGAGUCCAUAAGAAGCAACUCUACUUGGAUAACUCUUCCGAGAAACAACAGGAUGAUAACUGUGACUCACUGACCACAUCUCCUUCAUCCAGCAGCCUAGAUACUUGGGGUACUAACAGGAAAUUGCUCAAGACCUUCAGUAAAUCUGAUAGCCGUGGCCUUAUUAAACCUCCAAAGAAGCUUGGGACAUUUUUCUCCUACCCAGAAGAGGAGAAAACUCCCAAGGUUUGUCGCUCCUUGACAGAUGGAGAAAUGAAAAAGAGCCUCGGUUCUCUGAGCCACGGGGUAAGUAAAGAAAGGGUUUGCUUUUAUGACAACAGGCGCAAGCACCAUGUCUUGGUAUCCUUGGAGGAAAUCCAAAGUGUCAGGAAGCAGAUCCGACUAAAAAAGACAGAUUCUAACUACUCGUGUUCUAGAGCUUUUCUCUGUCAGCGUCCUGCUAGGAAAGGUGUAUCUCCUUCCAUCUGUGACCUACAGCUUCUUCGUCACAAAUCCAAGGGGGGAGGAGGAGGAGGAGGAGGAGGAGGAAGCUGCAGUUUCCCAAACAGAAGGCUUCGAGGGCGCAGCUCGGUCAGUGAGUUCAAUAUCACUUAUGUGGUGGAGAGAAGCCUCUACAGCCACCUCAACCUGUCACAUCUGGUGCGGCCCAUGACUGACAGGAGCCUGAGCAAAACUGAGGAGCAGGAUUUGAGGCGAUGCCUACUGGAGGAGGAGGAGGAGGCGAAGAGGAAGUGGGCUGCCACGGUGGACCGCUGUACUAAAAGGGUUCUCUUGAGAAUCCACCAAAAGUCUAGAACCUGCAGCUUUGGUGGCUUUGACUUGACAAAUCGUUCAUUGCACAUUGGAAACAAUUUGGAUCAGAUGGGCAAAGAUGGUGAUUUUGUUUACAAAGAAGUGAUCAAAUCUCCUUCAACAUCUCGCAUAUCCCUUGGUAAAAAGGUGAAAUCUGUAAAAGAAACCAUGAGGAAAAGGAUGUCUAAAAAAUACAGCAGCUCCGUGUCAGAGCAGGAUUCCAGCUUGGAUGUAAUGCCAGAAUCCCCUCAGUCACCACAACCAGAUACUGAUUCACUAGAUAAACCCAAGCUGAAGGCUGGUGGUUCAGUAGAAAGUUUGAGGAGCUCCCUAAGUGGACAGAGCUCAAUGAGUGGACAGACAGUGAGCACUACAGACUCUUCAGCCAGUAACAGAGAGAGUGUCAAGUCUGAAGAUGGUGAUGAUGAAGAACUCCCAUACAGGGGACCUUUUUGUGGUCGGGCUCGGGUCCAUACUGAUUUUACCCCCAGCCCUUAUGAUACCGAUUCCCUGAAACUCAAGAAAGGUGAUAUUAUUGAUAUAAUUAGCAAGCCACCCAUGGGCACCUGGAUGGGCCUUCUGAACAACAAAGUGGGCACUUUCAAGUUCAUCUAUGUUGACGUGUUGAAUGAAGAGGAAGAGAAGCCAAAAAGGCCUACAAGGAGGCGACGAAAAGGAAGACCCCCUCAACCCAAAUCUGUUGAAGAUCUCCUUGAUCGUAUCAACUUAAAGGAGCACAUGCCCACAUUUCUGUUCAAUGGUUAUGAAGACUUAGAUACCUUCAAACUUCUAGAAGAAGAAGAUUUGGAUGAGCUCAACAUUCGGGAUCCACAGCACAGAGCUGUUCUCUUGACAGCAGUGGAACUGCUACAGGAAUAUGACAGUAACAGUGACCAGUCAGGUUCUCAGGAAAAGCUCCUUGUAGAUGGCCAAAGCCUAAGUGGAUGCUCUCCUCGGGAUUCGGGUUGCUAUGAAAGCAGUGAAAACCUAGAAAAUGCUAAGGCUCGAAAGUCUUGUGUCCUGCCUCCAGAAUUAACCAGUGAAUAUAGUUUUAAGAACUUCCACAAAAACCUCCUAGCAAAUUAUCCAAAUCUGCCCUUAACUAAAUCAGCAGAUCCACUUCAACAAGGAGAGAAAGCACAGUUCAGUUGUAUACAUCAGGUUCCAAAAAAUUGUCUUGAGACACCAGCAAGUACAGGCCUCAGGAAGAACCGCAGAAGUCUACCUGUCGGUAUCUGUCGGAGCUGUGAGAUUUUGGAUGGAACCCCCAGCAUGCCUGUCUGGCCAAGAUCUCACUCCCUAGGUGACCUUCAUGGAGAAACUGGCACUAAUUGUGGGAAGUCAGUAGGUGCUUUACCUCAGGAUGCACUGGAUUUAACACAAAAUUCAACUAGCUGUGGAGAUGGUGCACAGAUAGCAGAAUUGUCGAUGACCAAGGAGAGCAAAGAGGGUAUUGGUGCUCUUACUGGAAAAGGAAAGGCGUUGCAUUUACCUGCAACCAUCCCUUCAGGUGGAAGAUUUCCUCUGUUUCUGCCUCAGAAUUGUGAUGUUCGGUCAUCAACACUUUCACAUGGGGUAGGUUGGACCCCUUUUGAUCUCGGAAAGGCUGAUCACUUUCCAGUCCCCGAGAACGGCGUAGAAUCUGAUCAGAAAUGUACAAAUGAAGCAAGAACUCAGCUAAAACCCUCCUCACAACCACCACCAGUUCCAGCCAAAAAAAGCAGAGAGCGGCUUUCUAACGGACACUGUCUUUCUUCAGCCUUUUCUUGUCCAGAUGUGCCAUCUUUGCCAGCAAAAAAGACUACCCAGUUUGGUUCCUCUGACUCUCACAUAUUGACUGUGUGCAAGGGUGCUCCUGAACAGGAACCCAAGAGCCCUUCCAGCAUACGCCCUCCUUGGUUGUCCGAUCUACCAGAGACUGCUAGUGUUCAGCAACAUGUGUUAAAACUAGGUCCUUCUGUAAGAAAAGUCUUCUGUAACAGAGGGCUGGAUCUGGAAACAUUGAUAGAAAACAAGCUGCUGUCAGAAGAUAUCGAUCUUACUGAAGACCCGUAUUCUGACAAGCAUGGCCGCUGUGGCAUUCCUGAACUUUUAGUGCAAAGAUACUCAGAAGACUUAGACCAGCCUGAAAAGGAUGUUGCUACAAAUUUGGACCAAAUACGAGUGAAGCAGCUGAGGAAGCAGCACCGCAUGGCAAUUCCAAGCGGAGGCCUCACUGAAAUCUGCCGAAAACCUGUGUCCCCUGGACACAUCACUUCCAUAACCGACUGGUUGGUUUCUAUUGGCCUCCCAAUGUACUCAAGUUCCCUCAUGACCGCCGGAGUCAACGACCUAAGCAAAGUGCCUGCUCUGUCACAAACUUUGCUCCAUGAGGCUGGCAUCACAGAGGAGAGGCACAUAAGCAAGCUUUUGGCAGCAGCAAGACUUCUCAAAAUCCUCGAUCCAGAGCCAGUUUAACAUGCUCUGAAAUGUAACACCGGCUGGUUGGAGGACCUCCCAUGUCUCACUCCAUCUUUAGUAUCUCCAGGGAACUUUGGAAUGAAGCCAAGCAGGCCCUUCGGAAGGAUUUAAGGGUUUAAGUGGGUUUUGCCUAUGAUUCAUACAGGAGAAUAGAAGCCGCUUUUAGUGAUCAGAGAGAAGUGUCACUACCUGGGUUGCCCCCUCCAAAAAAAAAAAGGCACAAGAAGUUAUUUUAGUUGCUUAGAAACCCCAAAGCUGCCUGGGGGGGGGGUCAUAAAAUUGUCUUAUGUGCAUUACACAUACAAAAGGGAUCCUUCAGUCUGCUAGAAUAUUGUUUAGUUUCUUUGUUUUUUUGUAAACUACACUAACUUUAAGCUCCAGGAAUUAGAUGUCAGAAGCACACAUAGCUCAGUUAGGCCUACAGGAGCUUUUGAUCUAUUUCAUGGUCAAAAGUACAGCUCACCGAUUCAAUGUGGCUCUACAGUUCUGAAAAUGCAGACACCAAGAGAGAAAGAAUUCUCCCCCCCCCACCCUUGCUUGCCCUCUAAUUCUAGGAAUCCCAUCCUAUUUAAAAGAAAACAGAACCCCUCAGUGCUUCCUUUCUGUAGCCUUUUUAGUGUCAUUUUCUUCAGGCUGCUGAGUCUGUGCCAGGGAGAGACCUUGUGGGUCUUGAGGUGGUGUUCAGCUCAAGCUCCCAACAUGCCAGCAUGUCUAAUGCUCACAGGUCAUGGGAGCUGGAGCCCAACCACAUCUGGAGGGCUUCGAGGUUCAGUAUUAUGGACUGGAUUUCAUUUAAAGUUAAUUGUCCUUGCAGUUCAUCAGACAGCUUCAGAAAAAUCCCUUCUUUCUGCGAUAUUGAAACAGCACUUUUAGUACUCGGUUUUUCCUUUGCCUUAAAAUGGUUUUGAGCAGUUCACUUUAUCAGCAUAUUCAUUUCCCAGGCCUUUCAAGUGUUACCACUAUGGUUUGAUAACAAACAGGUUUUUGUCUAAAGCAAUUUCUGUAGAUUAUUUAAUUGUAACAUGUUUUAUAACAUUGUGUGUUUUUUUUACUUUUUGUUUUUUGAAAUUACCAAUUUUAGUUCUCAGGCUAACAGUUUGUGUUUGCUGGUAAUACUAAAAGUCUGAAAGAUACUUUGCAUUGCUUAUGUGCAUGCAUAUAUAUAUAUAUAUGUAUGUAUAUAUAUGUAUGUAUAAUUAUAAAAAUUAUAAAAAUGCUUUCCAUGUUAAUCACAAUUUUGUAUAUUGUGUUAUAUUAUCAAUAGCUCUGAGGCAGCUUUGACUUGGUAACCUGACCAUAUCAAUCCGAUAUACUGCUUUCUUGAAAAGGGAAAAGAAAGGAAGAUUUAUCAAUGAGAGAUAAAUAAACUGAAUAACAAAACUGUCUCAUAUACCAUAACAGAAUUUAAUUCCAUUGUAAAGAUUGUGGGACAUGCUGUCAUCCUUGCUAAAAUAAAUCACCUCCAUUAGUGGUUGCUUAAACAACUUUUUAAGAAGACAAGUUAUUUGGGCUGUUAGAGCAAUCUGUUCCUUCACAGUGCCAUGUUCUCAUUUUCUAAAAUUAUUAAAAUACAGUGCAUUACAA
Pogona vitticeps (central bearded dragon) is the source of this 6434-nucleotide messenger RNA. RefSeq names its product SAM and SH3 domain-containing protein 1. Gene Ontology annotation, molecular function: mitogen-activated protein kinase kinase kinase binding. Gene Ontology annotation, biological process: positive regulation of non-canonical NF-kappaB signal transduction; positive regulation of JUN kinase activity. Lineage: Eukaryota; Metazoa; Chordata; Lepidosauria; Squamata; Agamidae. The record is from RefSeq and is a predicted model, not a curated record.